AUGUCGUCUCUACCAUCGACUCCUCAACAACCCUCAGAUAUGGCGCCAGGCAGCUUGUCUUUCUGCAAGUUUUGCGACAAGCCCUUCACAAAUACCUCCUCAUAUCAACGCCACAUUCGCUACUGUGCACGUCACGUGCGCAGUCGUCCACGAUCUUGUCGCAGCUGCAAUGCCGCCAAAACCAAGUGUAGCUUUGAUUGGCCUUGCUCGAGGUGUGUACAGAAAGGUCAUGAGUGUCAGUACAGCGGCUCGGGGUCUGCUAUCCAGCAAGGUGGAACAAAACCAUCCACUACUCACUCCAAACAUCACAAUCGAGAACCGGACUACGACGAAACUCCCAGAGCAUCGAAUGCGGAGAAAGAAUCGUGGCUCGAUGCGGAUUUUCUUUUGACAGAGAAUCCAGUCCAGGAUGAUACUUCUCGCCAGGUGCUGGACCCUACCAGACCAGUCUCGUAUCCUGACCUUCCAACUUUUGACGAAUUCGUCACAUUUGAGGACAACUCCACGGAGCACCAUCAGUUCCCGGCCGGGGCAUCGCCAUCCUUGAAAAAAAGGGAAUCUGAAAACACAAUGCUUUGGUGUGCAUGGAUGGACACCAAUCCUUCUCUUGCAGUCGUGGCACAGGACAGUCCAAUCACGGCAAUUCCCUCCCCAUGGCCAGAUUUCCUCGGGCUCUCACAUCUUAGGCGGCCUCGGAACGACCACAAUGCAGAUAUCAUCAUCCAAGCAUUGCGAGCCUUCCCUACCAUGAUGCUCCGCCGAGAGACAUUUCCCUGGUUUAUCCAUCCUCAGUCCCAACUUUUAUCCACCUCGCCCUCGCCAAAUGCUUGUCUGCCAGAAGCUCUUUCAACAUGUAUGAGCAUUGCACAGAUGUUCUUGUCACGGACUUCGGAGACCAGAUCUUUCCAUCGCCAGAUGAUAAAUGCAGAGCAUCAUCGGCUUACUCUCCAAAUGUACCAAAUGUCAAAGUAUCAACUUCUGUCCGCCUUACAAGCCUGUAUGAUCUACCUCAUAAUGCUCAUCAUCGACUACUCACCGGGGGAUGAGGAGAAUGGGCGUGUGCUUCUGGGGGGUGUUCAGGGCCUCUACGUUUUGUUCAAACAAGUUGGGGGCACAUGUUCCCAAAUGGAAGAAGCAGAAUCGCGCAAGGCUUGGGAAGAAUGGAUCUAUGCCGAAUCCAAAAGGAGAUACGCGGCGCUCUGGCUCCUCGUCGGCUAUGUCGUCUGCGUCAAGAAUGGAAGGCCUUUGGAUAGUUCCCAAAGCUACAGAUCCCUUAUGCUACCUUGUCCCAAGUCCCUGUGGGAAGCAAAAACACAGUCAUCAUGGGAAGCAGAACUUCAGGCAUGUCGCAUCUUGAGAACCAGCGCACUGGUGACCUUGGGCGACCUGGUCGACGCACAAAAGGCUGACUACACGCCAAUCAAUGCCCUGAAUCUAGACAUGUGGAAUGCAGGGACAGAUAAUCUGGGUACAUUGUUGAACCUUGUUUGUACCAUGGAAUAA
Exophiala mesophila is the source of this 1503-nucleotide messenger RNA. RefSeq lists its product as uncharacterized. Lineage: Eukaryota; Fungi; Ascomycota; Eurotiomycetes; Chaetothyriales; Herpotrichiellaceae. The transcript has 5 exons. The record is from RefSeq and is a predicted model, not a curated record. The coding region runs from base 1 to 1503 and encodes 500 amino acids. Gene Ontology annotation, molecular function: DNA-binding transcription factor activity, RNA polymerase II-specific; zinc ion binding. Gene Ontology annotation, biological process: regulation of DNA-templated transcription.